GAAGAAGAUUCUAUAUCGAGCGGCACGUUCUAUAAUUUGUUGUUGGCUAACCUGUAUCAUAGGGUGCAUCUCGUAGAGAAUUCCAUCGUUCCGAACGACGGAACGAGAUGGAAUAAAAUGUCGUAAUGGCGAGUGCGUCCGUUCCUUGUAUUUGAUAGGAUAAAGUUUGGAUCGUUAGCGUCUAUCCGAUCGAACUAAUUAACAAACUUCCUAUUUAUAUUUACAACGUUUUGUCUAAUAUUCUGAAAGUACGAUUAUCUUAUCAAAGAGAAAGAUUAUAUUCGUCAAGUGUUCUUAACAUAGUGAUUGCUACGUCGAUGAUUCACUCGCAAGAUAUGGUGGUAAACGGAACGACUAGUGCACGAUGACGAUUUUAAUAAGGAAGAAAUGCAUAGUGCAUCGUGCACUCUAAUCAUCGAUGCAUGCAUUCCACUUGUAUACAACGAUUAGUUUGUUUUCGAAAGUAUUCGUAUUUUCACGGUGAUCUUUGAAUGCGUACCCAAGUACGCUUACAAUUUUCAUAAUAUGAAAUUGACGCGAUGAAGGUAACUGUGUGUUUCGAAAACGUUAGAGUGGUAGUUCCAUGUGGAGACGGAACGCUACUGGUCAAAGACUUGAUGCACGAAGCUAUAUUGAGAUAUAAAAAAGCAACAGGAAAGAAUGACAGUGGCAUUACCAUUAAUAGUUUAUCUACAUUGACUGGUGGUGGACUUCUUGAUCCUGAUGAUAGGUUAUGCGAUGUUGCCGAUGACAGAGAACAAAUUGUUGCUCAUUUUACAAGUAACGAUGUCAUUCAUGCUGGUGGGGAUGGAGCUAGUUCGGUUGGUACCAAUAGUCCAGAUUUUUUUCAUUCCGAUGGGAAAGACCAACCGUACAUGAUCGAUAGCCAUGCAUCUAUAUCUACCAGUAGUAUCAAAAGAGAAGGCGCCAAACGUUUAUCUAUGCAUGCUCUUUCCAAUAGAGAACCUACUUUGACGACAUAUUCGGCUCAAUCUUUACCUAGAGAAUCUCGACGUAGAGAACCUUUAGGACAGGAUGCCAAAGCUUGUUAUGAUUUUGCAAGUACCAAUAUAGAAUCUUUAGAUCAAGGAGAAAUUCGUGAAAUUGUGAUAAAAAAUGAAGCUGGGCCAUUGGGACUUCACGUAGUUCCAUGUUACGAUCUUCUAGGUAAUGAUCAAGGUCUUAGAGUGGAAGGUAUUGAACCUAAUGGACGUAUAGCACGUGACGGUCAAAUUGAUCUACACGAUAAAAUUAUUAAAAUAAAUGGCCAUAAUUUGUUACACAUACCAUUUUCCAAAGUGCAAGAUAUCUUUAGAACCUGUAUGACUGAAAAAUGUUUAAAGAUAUCGAUUGUAAAGCAUAAGAAAUCUCAUAAUGAAAAAUCCAUUCGCAAAAAUCAUACUAACAUUAAUGAGAGCUCAGAGAAAUCUGAGAACGAAGACAAUGUUAAAAGACUCCAAUGUAGCAAUUACAAUAUAUUGCAAACUGCGAAUACUAGAAAGAUUGGUCGUAUGAUAGAAAUAGAAUUAACUAAAGGGAAUAAUGGAUUGGGUUUCAGCGUUACCACACGUGAUAAUCCUGCUGGAGGCCAUUGUCCAAUUUAUAUAAAAAAUAUCUUAUCAAUGGGUGCUGCAGUUGAAGAUGGUAGAUUAAGGCCUGGUGAUAGAUUACUAGAAGUAAACAAAAAAGAAAUGACUGGUAAAAGCCAAGCAGAAGUUGUUUCUCUGCUGAGAAGCAUUCCAGCUGGAGGUAAGGUUCGAUUGGUGGUUUCACGUCAAGAGGAAGUCUCAUCGAAUACCUUAGAAUCACACUGUCAAACAUCUUCCAUUAAUCAACCAUUAGAAGUAAUAGAAGGUUCGAAAUAUUGGAACGCAUUGGAUAGGUCUCCAACGAAUAAAAAUAACGAUUUCCAAGAAAAAUUAAAUGUACACGAUUACGAAAAAUGUACAUUCAAAACGGUCAAACCUUCUGAGGAUAUUGUCUUGUCUCCUCGUAAAAAUCGUAUGAUAUUAACAUUAGACAUUCCAGUACAUGAUUCAGAAAAAGCUGGCCUUGGGGUCAGUGUAAAAGGCAAAACAAGUAGUACAGAUGAUAAUACUAAUAUGGAUUUAGGAAUUUUUAUCAAAAGCGUACUUCAUGGUGGUGCAGCCUCAAGAGACGGCCGUUUACGUACUAACGAUCAAUUGCUUAAUGUUAACGGCGUAUCACUUUUGGGAUUAUCAAAUUCUGAUGCAAUGGAAACCUUAAGAAGAGCAAUGCUUAAUACAAACAGUUCUGUUACUGGGGUCAUUACUCUUACAAUUGCUAGACGUUUAUCAUCUUACGACACUAACGACAAAAAUAUUAUCGAAAAUAUGUCUUCUCAUUGUAAAAUAGAAUCUUCUAAUUCCAUAUACAUUUCAGAUUCUACAAAAGUUAACGAUGGUAGAGUGAAAGAGAAAAACAAUUUAAAUUCACAAUCUGAAACAUUGGAUAAUGCAGGAUUAUUAUCUUGUGUAACAGCUUCUCCAUGGAACCCUGUUAUUGAUAGAUUAACAGAACAAUAUAAUAAAAAUAGUUUAAGGAAUGAGAGUUAUUGUAUUGCGACUAAUAAAACAUGGAUAGAACCAGUUAGUGUGAGCAAUGUUAAGAAAAUAACUAUAGGACCGAGAGAAGAUCGUGUGGAGUCAGUAUUGUUAGAAGAGUCAAAUAACGAAUGUUCACAGCCUGUUGAAACGAAGAAAAAUGUAGACGAUAAAGAUAGUCAGUAUUCCGGCGAUCCAACAUACGAUAGUCAAUUAUCUUUAGAAGAAUUUAAUUCUUCUUCAAAUAAAUUUUCACGCGAUGCUUUGGGUAGGCAAAGCAUGUCAGAGAAAAGGCAUGCUGCACUUGAUGCAAAAAAUACGGAUACCUAUAAAAGAAAUAAAAAGUUACGAGAAGGUAGAGAAAAUAAAAAUAUAGAACAACAAAAUAAUCAAUCCGCGGAAACGGAAGAUUGCUUAAGAAAGGAAUGUAAAACUGAAAGUUAUGAAAAAAGUGGGAUUAAAAUAACAGUAGCAGAAAGUACCUCAUGUGAUAAUAAUAUGAAAGUUUAUGAUAAAAAAUCAUUAGAUCCUACUCAAUCGGAAUACGUUUAUACUAUUCCUGGAUGUAAUAAUAAAUAUACUUCACCAAGAAAGCAUUGGCUUGUAGAUGAUGUUCAUGGAGAGAUAUCUAGUACUAAUCACUUCAAAGAUGAGCAUGAAGGAUUUUCGAAUAGUCGUGGGGAUGUAAAACAAGCAUCACUUAAUUCUGCUUUGGACGAUCGAUAUAAGCGUUCUAGAAAGAAAGGUGGUAUUCGUUCUAUGUUGAGACUUGGAAAGAAUAGAAAAUCACUUAAUUUUGGAGACAGUAUAGAAGGUCGUCAUGAGAACAUGUUUCAGAUUUCAAUACCAAAUCAACUUUUUCUACAGCAAAAGCGUUUUAGAGGCAAAAUAAAUAUACAAAAGCCUAGAGCACCACAUUAUACUAGAGCACUUUUCCAAGAAUUUGUCUCACCAUUCUAUGAAAACCCAAAGAAAGACAAAACGUUAUUAGAUUUAUGCACCAAAGCUAAAAGGAAUACAAAGGAAAAAUACAAUCCUUAUCAUCACGUUUUGGCACGAGAAGUUUUGAAUUGGUUUGAUAAUUCGAAGAUGAUAGCUUUUCUUCAUAAAAAUUCUAUAACUCAAGAAGAAGCAUUCGAAUUAGCUGUUCCAUUGAGAAGAAAGAAUAUGUAUUUGAAAUCUUAUGGAUCUACUAUAUUAGAGUUGGCCUUAAAAGAUACGACGUAUAAAGCUCUAGAUUUAUUAUACCAAUCACCCUAUUUUAUAAUAUUCAGUCCAGAAAAAAAUGUGAUCGAUCUUGAAAAGAUUCUUAAAAAAUUCUCUCAAGUUAUUUUAAUUGCUGGCAUAUUAGAGGGAAAGCUUUUGAACGUUAAUGAAUUUAAGUAUUAUGGUCGAAUGGAUCUUACUGCUGCACAAGUAUCUUUAGUCCAAGUAUUGCAAAGUGCAGGUGGUAAUAACUUAAAACAACAAAUUACUCAUCAUCAAUCCGCGUUGAUUAGUCGAUUGCAACAAAUUGGGGCAAGAGAUGUGCCUUCGAACGAGAAUGACUAAUUGAUGCGUGUAUGAUCGGAGUAAUCAUUCGAAUAUAUAAUUUAUUGUACAUCGUAGAUUUAUAAAUAAAGCUUUAAAUAAGAUACUGUUGAUUAAAGAGCAUCUUGUAAUAAUGUUAAAAAUAAAAAACGUCAGUACAAAACGAAUUAAAAAAUU
Molecule: messenger RNA, 4271 nt
Organism: Vespula vulgaris
Lineage: Eukaryota; Metazoa; Arthropoda; Insecta; Hymenoptera; Vespidae
Product: partitioning defective 3 homolog
Exons: 3
Coding region: 540-4115 (1191 amino acids)
Biological process (GO): establishment of centrosome localization; cell adhesion; microtubule cytoskeleton organization
Cellular component (GO): apical plasma membrane; apical junction complex; adherens junction
Molecular function (GO): protein binding; phosphatidylinositol binding
Source: RefSeq, a predicted model, not a curated record